Molecule: messenger RNA, 2188 nt
Organism: Penaeus chinensis
Lineage: Eukaryota; Metazoa; Arthropoda; Malacostraca; Decapoda; Penaeidae
Exons: 6
Coding region: 210-1820 (536 amino acids)
Biological process (GO): proteolysis
Molecular function (GO): zinc ion binding; nucleic acid binding; cysteine-type endopeptidase activity
Source: RefSeq, a predicted model, not a curated record
GUGACGUUAGCACUGUGUAAAUUGAUUACUUAGCGACAUCCUUUUUAAAGAUUUCAAGCAGUCCCUUUGUGUAACCUGCUUAUUAUGUCGUGCCAUAUGCGCUCUGUGUAGUCAGUCUUGAGAAGGAUCGAAGACCUGCAGCACUUAAUCAAACAGUUGGCUGAAUCGCGUGACACAGAUUCGCAGAUUUCCUCGUCCGGCUGCUCACAAUGGCCGACAUUCUACAUAAGUUCAACCAAAUUUCCCUGAGAGAAAAUUCGUCGCAACACGACAUCAACGAGAGCCUGAAGGCGGGCGUGCUGGCGGAGGCGAGAGCCCCGGCUGGCGGGCUGCGCUACUUCCACUGCUUCACGUGCGGGAAGGAAAACAUCUUCGACAUCGCUUCGCACAUCCAGCAGCUGAGCCACAGGAACUCCCUCGCCUGGGUCGUGAUCAAACUUGACCACCCGAGCCCCGCCCUCCUCCACCUUCUGCCCGAAGACGUGAGGCUGGCCAAGCUGGACGGCCAUGUUGAGGCUGUCUCCAGGACCGUUUUCUCUUUCCAGUGCAAGGUUUGCCUGGGGAAAAGGCCCUUCAGCGGCCUGAUGCCCCUGCUUCAGCAUUUAAGCGGGAAGGAGCACAAGAAGGCCUUGGACAGGACCACGCGAUCCCCGCCCGUCGCCCAGCCUGCUCCCAUCCUUUCAACUCAUGCUUUCUCCCCACCAAGCAGUACCUAUCCCUUCGGUCAGCAGGCAGUCCCUGUCACAGAGCCACCGCCGUCGGUCCUCGCACCUCCGAGUCUGGUUUGUGACAACCUGGACAUCGUAAAGGCUGAGGUGGAGAAGAGUCUGCGGUGCGGGGUGGUGACUGUGGUGGAGAAGACCGAGACCCACACCUCUUAUUUCUGCAAGAGUUGCAGAGCUCCUCUGACCGGCGACGAGCCCUUAAGGCAGCACGUCAUGGGAAAAACCCACAAGAAGAAAACUAAAGAAUCUCAGGUCGACUCUGUGGCCUUGGAUCCAGAACCCAUGAGACCUCUAAUGCCUCUUUCACCACCUGUAAUGAACCCAAUUUGGCAGUUCCCUUGGAACGUCAAACCAGCUCCUUAUUCCCGCCUGCCGGACGCAGGGGUGUACAAGAACCUCAGUGUUCCAAGAGGAAUAGUUUACAUUUUCAACUAUUACUUCUCAGACACACAGAGCGUUAGGUCUGGGGCAACGGUAGAUACCUACAACCUAAAGGAACUGUUUGUGAGAAUGGGUUACCACGUGAAAGUGCAUGAAGAACUAAGCAAAGAGGCAACAGAAGAAAGACUUUGCGCAAUUCAGUCUGAUGCUGUGCUAGAUCAUUACGAUUCAUUUAUUAUGAUCUUCUUGAGUCAUGGCAAAGAUGACACGGUAUUCUAUACGGAAGACCGAGCGAUGAUGAGCCUCGAUGACGUGCGGUACUUCUUCGUCGAUGGUAAAUGUCCGAGAUUGAAGAAUAAGCCCAAGCUAUUUUUGGCGAAUUUCUGUCGAGGAACAGUCGAGGAGAGGAGGAAGUAUGAGACCGAUUACUCCGGCUCGGGUCAGACUGCGGAGGCUCCUCAGGACAUGGUAACGAUAUAUGCCAGCAUCAAGAAAUUUAUGGCAGUAAGAGAUUCCGAAAAAGGCACUGUCUUUGUGCAAGCGCUUUGUCAAGUCCUUGCUGAAUAUGCGCACGAGCUGGAGCUUCAGGAAUUGUACAAUAAACUUUGCUCGGCCAUGAGAGAGCGGGAAGGUACCACACCAGAAUAUCAAAAUUAUUUUUUCAAGAAGUUUUUCUUCAACCCGGUACUCAUUGAAGGACCUCCAAAACCGUAAGAAAAUCUAAUUUAUUAAGUCACUACAGCAGAAAUUUUAAGUACCUGAAAGGUACUUAAAAUUGAUCCUGUGUGUGUAUUCUGCUGUUGUUUUAUUUCAACUUUCAAUUCUGGUCCCAUUCUUCAGAAAUCUUGCCGAUGAACUUCAGGUUUUGAGUAGGAUGCUACAUACCUAUAUCAAUCAUAAAUAUGUUUGGUUUCUUACUUUAUCCAUAAAGUUUUGUUUUUUUAAGUACCAAAUGUUAUAUAUUCCUUACCUUGAAUUUGUGUCGAAAACCCAAAUUCCACUUUUGGAAAGUGUGUCCGUUAUGGAAAAGAAAAUGAAUUAAUGAUGCAACGAAAGAAACACCGAAAAUAAAAAAAAAAUAA